UAUAGAUUCUAAUCUUGAUAGAUCUCAGUAUUUACAUUUUUUUCUAACAGUAUUUAAAGUAUUAACUAUCGAAAAAAUAGUAGUUCGUGUAAUUUUAACAUUUAUUAACAAGUUUCUUUAAAAACGUUAAAAAUGGCUGAAGGAGAAGGAUUUGAGCAGUUUGAAGAUGAUAUGGAAAAUGGAGAUAACACGCUGCUCUGCAGUGUGGGUAGAAAAAGGCUGUUCAGCAAGGAGUUACGAUGCAUGAUGUAUGGCUUUGGGGAUGAUCAAAAUCCUUACACAGAAAGUGUAGACAUAAUUGAAGAUUUAGUUAUUGAAUUUAUAACAGAAAUGACACACAAAGCCAUGGAAAUUGGUAGAACAGGUCGAGUGCAAGUUGAGGAUAUAGUGUUUUUGGUUCGUAAAGAUGCCAGAAAAUAUGCAAGGGUCAAAGAUUUGCUUACAAUGAAUGAGGAGCUUAAGAAAGCCAGAAAGGCCUUCGAUGAAGUUAAAUAUGCAGGGAAGGAAGCAGUACAGAAUUGAGAUGUGGAGAAAUUUAACAGAUAAUAUAACGUCAUUAACACCUAUGCCAUAAUAGGAUGAACCACACAAGGACAGUC
This is a messenger RNA of Nicrophorus vespilloides, 599 nucleotides long. RefSeq names its product transcription initiation factor TFIID subunit 13 (gene Taf13). NCBI's taxonomy places the organism in Eukaryota, Metazoa, Arthropoda, Insecta, Coleoptera, Silphidae. Gene Ontology annotation, biological process: transcription by RNA polymerase II. The transcript is spliced from 5 exons. The coding region runs from base 133 to 522 and encodes 129 amino acids. The record is from RefSeq and is a predicted model, not a curated record. Gene Ontology annotation, cellular component: transcription factor TFIID complex. Gene Ontology annotation, molecular function: protein heterodimerization activity.